Neofelis nebulosa (Clouded leopard) is the source of this 1648-nucleotide messenger RNA. It is a transcript of the gene QRFP, whose product is annotated as pyroglutamylated RFamide peptide. The transcript is spliced from 2 exons. Gene Ontology annotation, molecular function: orexigenic neuropeptide QRFP receptor binding. Lineage: Eukaryota; Metazoa; Chordata; Mammalia; Carnivora; Felidae. The coding region runs from base 265 to 822 and encodes 185 amino acids. The record is from RefSeq and is a predicted model, not a curated record.
ACCCUGCUUCUCCGAAGAGUGAGGCAGACGCGACGAACGCAGGACCGUGAAGGGUAAGGGUGGGUGUGCCACUCACACCUCUCCCGAGGGACUCGAGGGUCUGUGCCCGCGAUGGCUGGCUAACGAUGCUGGCUGCCCCGCUGGAGACAAGGCCUGGGCAAAGGGCAGCCCCCUCGGCUCCCGUCAUCAGACCACAUCCUGUUUGUGUUGGGUCUUUUAUCGAGGCCGGCAGCAGUGCCCCCUCCUUGGCCACCAGCGUCCCCAAUGGAAUCCCAGGGUCAGGAAUGUGCGGCAAUCAGACCACAGGGCGGCAAAUCUACCCCGGGGGCCUAUAUAAAGCGGGAGAAGCCCAGAGCCGCACCUCCCAGACAGGAGCCCGGAGGCGCCCUGCCCAGCAGCCCUCCUGGGGAGCAGGCCCGCAGCACGAUGAUAAGCCCUUACUGCCUGCUCCUCCUGCCGCUGGGCGCCUGCUUUCCUCUGCUGGGCACAGAAGAGGCCGCCGCGGGUGGCGUCAGAGGCGAAAUGGGCUGGGCCCACCUGCCCGGGGGACACCGAGUCUCCCUCCCACGGGGCUCCCCCCGGCGGCCGAGAGCUCCGCACCCACUGGGCCCGCUUGUCACGGCCAAGGAGCUGCAGACGUCCGGCAGGCAGCGUGCUGGCUUCAGGGUCCGGUUUGGGAGGCAGGAGGACGGCAGCGAGGCGACCGGCUUCCUCCUGGCGGAUGGCGACAAGGCUAGCGGCCCGUUGGGGACCCUGGCUGAGGAGCUCAGCGGUUACAGCAGGAAGAAAGGCGGCUUCAGCUUCCGCUUUGGCCGGCGGUGAAGGGGCCAGGGCAUCCUGGAAGGGGCUUCUCCGUGGACCCUCCCCGCUGCUGCUUCCAACCCCCCUGCCCUGUCUUCUCCUCGAGCCCGAGCCCGAAAGACCAGAAUACUAAGAAGGCGUGAGGAAUAUUCUAAUGAGUUCUUAGCAGUAGGAUGGCUUAGGUGGGUGCUUCCUUUUGAUUUCCAACUUUGCUGAGGCCAAAACCUGGACGGGAUCCAAAAAAGGAAGCAAGCCGCAUCCCAGCAAGCACCGCCCUGAUGUAGCUCACAGACCGCCGUCUGUUCCAGCCCCCUUCCCGGGUGGUCGGGUCUCAGCAGUCCCCUGGCCGAGCGGCGGCCCGGAGGCUGGGCGGUGUCAGCUGCGCGGUGGACUCGGCUGGGCCAUGAAUAUGAAUAAGCAAAGCUGGCUAAGCCGAAGGCAGGUGGGCUGAUGCUGAUGCUGACAGCGGGGUAGUCAAAGUUUUGACAGUCUCCACAGGGACGUCUGGAGCUGACAUCCAUCCAUAGUGGAGCCCUGACAGCGUGUUCCAUCGGGUGUAGCGUGCGGUUCUGGAAGUUAAAAAACAGAAACAGAAACAAUCUUGCUCUCCGUCCCAUUAACACACGAUCCCCUCUGGCAAGAAAACCCUGCUUGUGGUGUCGAGAUGUCGUUCGGACCCGGCUGCCCCUUCCCUUCUGAUACCUGUGCUCGGCGGUAUACCUGUCUGGUGGGUGAUGAACAGGGCAAGAAUACAUUUUUGCUCUGGCAAGGCUGCCCCUCGAGGGUUCAGGAUAGGAAUGUGCCGUGUGUGUCUUUUGAAAUAAAACUUGUAACUGCAAAACCGUAA